Zasmidium cellare ATCC 36951 is the source of this 1485-nucleotide messenger RNA. RefSeq names its product glycoside hydrolase family 30 protein. Lineage: Eukaryota; Fungi; Ascomycota; Dothideomycetes; Mycosphaerellales; Mycosphaerellaceae. The record is from RefSeq and is a predicted model, not a curated record. Bases 1 to 1485 code for a protein of 494 amino acids. Gene Ontology annotation, molecular function: glucosylceramidase activity. Gene Ontology annotation, biological process: glucosylceramide catabolic process. The transcript is spliced from 4 exons.
AUGUCUCCCACGUUCGUCGAAGAUUCUGGUUCAGACGGUUACGCCUCCCCCCAAGCAUCAGCCUACUGCACCUCCUCCGACCUAGUAUACAAACUCACAACCAUAACCGCCCCCACCCAAAACAAAACCAACACCACCACCACCACCACCACCACCACCACCACCACCACAACGCUCCAAACCUUUAACCUCACCAUCGACGACACCCCGUCCGGCUACAAACAAACCCUCGACGGCUUCGGCGCCGCAAUCACAGAUGCGACCGUCAUCACAUUGAGCCAACUCUCCCCGACUGCCCUACAAAAUCUCCUAACCACAUUGAUGACCCCCUCCGGAGCGAACUUCAGCCUGAUGAGACAUACCAUCGGAGCGUCGGAUCUCUCGCCUGAGCCUUAUACAUACGAUGAUAAUGGACCGGAUCCUUCGUUGUCGAAUUUUACGUUGACCAGUCAAGGGACCGCUAUGGCGGAUUUGCUCGCGAGGAUGAAGGGGAAGAAUGAGGCGUUCUACGUCGUGGGCUCGCCGUGGAGUGCGCCGGGGUGGAUGAAGAAGAAUCGACGGGUUGUUGGGGAUGUCACAAACAACAACCUCCAAGACGGCUACCUCAACAGCGGCGAGACGGACUACUCCGCCUCCUUCGCGCAGUACUUCGUCAAGUACAUCCAAGCUUUCGCGAGUUUAGGCGUGGCGGUGGAUGCGAUUACGCUGCAGAAUGAACCGCUGAAUAGUCAGGCUGGGUAUCCCACGAUGUAUAUGUAUGAUUAUGAGCAGGGGGGGUUGAUUAGGAAUUUCGUGGGGCCGGCGUUGGCUGCUGCGGGUCUGGGGACGAGGGUUUGGGCGUAUGAUCAUAAUACGGACGUCCCCUCCUACCCCCAAACCGUCCUCAAUACCGCCUCCUCAUACGUCAACACCAUUGCCUGGCACUGCUAUGCCGGAGACGUCGACUGGUCCGUCCUGACGGCCUUCCGGGCCAACAACAUCAACGCCACUCCCAACCUCAAGCAGUACAUGACCGAAUGCUGGACGCCCGCAACCGACUCAUCCAACUGGUUCCAAGCCGCCAACUUCACCAUCGGCCCCCUGCAGAACUGGGCGAAUGGAGUCAUCGCGUGGACCCUCGCGGCGAACUCGACGGAUGGUCCGCAUUUGUCGACGGGCGGUUGUACGAGUUGCCAGGGGUUGGUGAGGAUCAACGACGAUGGGACGUAUACGUUGAAUCUUGCGUAUUAUCUCAUGGCGCAGUUUAGUAGGUUCAUGCCGAAAGGGGCGGUCGUGUUGAGCACCAAGGGGAGCAGUCCGACGAGUCAUAAACCAGGACUGCAGGCCGUGGCGAGUUUGAAUCCGGAUGGGACGAGGACGGUGGUCAUGAUGAAUACGUUGACGAGUGCGGUGUUUGUGAGGUUGCAGACGGGGAGUGGGCAGAUGUGGAGUGGGAGUUUGCCCAAGUCGUCGGUUGUUACGUGGGUCUUGCCGCCUGUUGGUUGA